This is a messenger RNA of Periconia digitata, 1389 nucleotides long. Lineage: Eukaryota; Fungi; Ascomycota; Dothideomycetes; Pleosporales; Periconiaceae. The record is from the annotation of a GenBank genome assembly.
CGACGGGUGUGGGGCAAGGGUGUCAAGCACCACCCCGUUUUUCCCAUGGCUGAGUGGAUGAUGUAUCGUUAUACUGGCGGAAAUGCCAACGGCACCCCCAUACGCCCACCUGUCGAAGCAAAGCAAUGGGACCUGACCCAAACUGACGCCCUCGGACGAACCAUAUCGGUGUCGACUGUUGCCUCGGCCGCCCCCACCUCGUUGGGAGUCCCCAUGGACACCUCACGCGGCUCUAUAUCGAGCGCCUCCACCGCUCAGAGCGCCCGCGUUGACGAUGCUGGCCAUCUAGCGAAUCCCUUUGUACUCCGUCACGGCCGCCGCUAUCUCCGGGACCUGCCUUACCCGCUGCCCUGCGAUCUGCCCGAGCUGCAACGCCAAAAUCUCCACACCCUCCUGGCAACCUCUGUGCUGGGUUGCGCUUUGAGCUCCACCCCGAAAGCAUCGCGGCCGCCCAAAAAGGUCCUGGAGCUUGCCUGCGGUACUGGAUACUGGUCAUCCAUGUGCCACAGCUAUUUGGCUAGCUUGGGCUAUGAGAAUGUCUCAUUCACUGGCUUGGAUAUUGCUCCUAUAGCUUCAGACCUCAGAAAGCAAGGCAUAGAUUGGAAAUUCGUUCAGCAUGAUCUCCGAAAAAUACCACUGCCAUUCGAUGAUGGAGAAUUCGAUAUUGUGGUUAUGAAGGACAUGAGUAUGGUGGUGACUAUGGGCAGUGCUUCGCAGCGACUCCUGGACGAAGCUACGCGCAUAUUGAAGUCGGGUGGUACGUUUGAAAUUUGGGAGGCAGAUCACAUUAUACGGUCCAUUUUACCCCAUCCGCCCCCACCGCCAGGAAAGAAUCCAAACGAAUACGCUUGCGCAGUCUCCACAGGCACAUUUCUCAUCUCCCCCGGAACACCCUUCACAGAAGUCCACAACAAGUUCCUCAAAAUUUCAAAUGGAUGGAUACAAGAAGCUUUGGACAAACUGAAGCUCGAGACUACGCCUUGCGCGCGUGUUUCGCAGAUGUUACUCCAGGAAACAGAAACCCUGCGAGAUGUAGAAAAUCGCAGAGUGGCCAUUCCGCUUGGUGAACUGCGUUGGGAGCGCGAGGCCGCGGCAGGUAAAGAUCCUGCAAAGCGCCGCACGAGCGAAGUAUCCCGAGGCAAGAAAGGGAGCCAUUCCGUGGAUAGCUCGACUCUCACGGAGGAACAGGCAGCCUUGCGAUAUACGGCACUGCUUGUCGUUAUUCAGAUGAUUGAAAGCUUAGAGCCUCUACUGAAGGAGGUCAGCGGGAAGUCACAAGAAGAGUGGCAACGAUGGUGGGGAAACAUGAUGUCUGAUCUGCUGGAGCAGAGAGGCGCCAGCAGCGGAGAGUGUUUGGAAAUUGGAGUUUGGUGGUGUCAAAAGGUGUGA